Messenger RNA from Zophobas morio, 1157 nucleotides. RefSeq names its product cathepsin B-like cysteine proteinase 4. NCBI's taxonomy places the organism in Eukaryota, Metazoa, Arthropoda, Insecta, Coleoptera, Tenebrionidae. Gene Ontology annotation, cellular component: lysosome. Gene Ontology annotation, molecular function: cysteine-type endopeptidase activity. The transcript is spliced from 4 exons. The record is from RefSeq and is a predicted model, not a curated record. The coding region runs from base 35 to 1138 and encodes 367 amino acids.
AACCGUGACACUUAAAAACCAAAGUUGACACAUCAUGAAACUCCUACUACUCCUCCUACCACACCUCCUACCCACCCCCACUGACACCUCCCUCUCCGAAGACGAACUCAUCGCUUGCGUGAGCUCAAAAACCACCAAUUGGACCGCCGAAAUAACCUCCGACCCCAACCUGCCCUUCGACAAGCUAAAAUCCCUAAACCCAGAGCUCGACUUCUCCUUCACCAAGGACAAAAUCAGCGUCUUAUUCCACAGAAACCUGACCGUCCCGAAGUCGUUCGACGCCAGGGACAAGUGGCCCGAGUGCACAAACGUCAUCAGUCGCAUCCGACACCAAGGGAAGUGUCUCAGCAGCUGGGCGGUGGCUCCAGCUUCGGUCUUCUCGGACAGGAUCUGCACUGGAACGAAGGGAUCCACCAAAGUGCACAUUUCGGCCAAUGACAUAAUGUCAUGUUGUGAAGAGUGCAUUUUGUACAACGACCGCCCCUGUGAAGGAGGUCUGGCCUACUUAGCCUGGUCGUACUUGUAUAAAUACGGGGCCGUGACUGGAGGCGAGUUGGAUUCCAAAGAGGGGUGUCAACCGUACUCAGACGCUUUCUUCCGCGGGGAGGAGACUCCUUGUAGCGAAUUUUGUGAAAACUUAAUUUAUGGAUCGACCUUCUCCAGGGAUAAGUAUUUUCCAGGGUUUGUUUAUUUGGUGCCUGCGGAAGAGAAGCAGAUCCAGAUGGAAAUUUUCGACGAUGGGCCUGUGAUGGCCGUUAUGGUAGUGUACGAGGAUAUAAUGACCUACAGGAGAGGUGUUUAUGAACAUGUAUGUGGGGAGAAAAUGGGCUACAUGGCGGUAAAAAUUUUGGGCUGGGGGGUGGAGAACGAGAUCAAGUACUGGUUGCUGGCCAAUUCUUGGGGACCCGAGUGGGGAGAUUCUGGAUUCUUUAAAAUCGUGAGAGGGGAAAAUCAUUGCAACAUUGAGAAAGAAAUCAGAGCCGGGAGAAUCAUUGGGAUUAAUGCUCGCCAGGAAUUUGUGAGAUCUAAUCCUGCUUUCGACGCAGAUACUACUAGUGGAGGAAAAAAGUUGUGGGAUAGAGUGUCCCUUCUGCCCUUUUACUUAGUAUGUCUUAAGUUUUAUGGAUUGAUCGUUUAAUAAACAGUUUAUCAAGUUA